UCCGGUUUCGACCCCCCCAGCCCCGGGAUAGCAGCUAACCAGCCAUUGCAAUCGAAACACUGCCGCCCUGCUGAGAAAAGUGUCCACUAUGGUGCAAUGCAUGGUCCAGGGCUGCCCCAACAAAUCCUACCCGAAAGCGGGGUUCGCAAACCGAGCUCACAAGCGUUUUUUCAGCUUCCCCAAAGACGCCAGUCGAGUCAAAGUGUGGCUGGCAGCUUUAAGAGAGACAGAUCGUAUAUCUACUCUUAGUGAUCACCAUCGGAUUUGCGAGGACCAUUUUCUGAAGCACCAUAUAACGCGGUUUGGUGUCAGUAAAGAUGCGAUCCCCAUCAUGCCUCCCUACUUAGACGGACCGCUGACUGCCAACGAGGGCAUAGAUGCAGAGCUCGACGCGGAAGAGCAUGUAAUAUCACCGGUCAAGGAGGCGGGAGAAGAGGAUAAAAUGAUGACUAAAGUACCCAGUGGGAGCAGCACGGAGAAAGACAGUACGCCAUUGACAUUCAGCUGGGAAACCGAUCCUGAGAUUCCAGACGCCUCUAACCAGGAGCUCACAGAAAACGAGAAGGAAGCGCCUCGGAUCACUGCUGUGUUCCACUGUGUUCUGCUUCGAGAGAUCCACAACAUCCGCAGAGACUGUUUCACGGCUACCAGAUACACAAAAGUUUGCAGCAGACAUUUUAUUAAAAGUGAUCUGAUUGAAGCACCAUAUGGAGGGAGGCGCCGGGUACGAAAGGGUGCGAUUCCCUUUCUGUUUCAGUGGAAUGAAUAUAGUCUACUGCAACCAAGACCUGGUACUGUGUGCGAGAGGCGAGAGAAGCCUGAACCUAUCGCCGAAGACAACGCAAUGGACUCGGCAUUACUGUUAUUUGCAGGCUCAGAUGAGGACGUACGAUUUGACACAAGCAUUGUUUCAGUCAUGGAUGAUGACCCCAUGGAUGGGACAUAUCUAGAUCACAGUAUGGACAAAUACCCAAAGGCACGAUUUGAUGCGUCUCUUGUCCACCUGACCAAGAGGUUUAUGGAUAUGGUGCGGGUUGCUCCAGAAGGCAUUUUGGAUUUAAAUAACGUAGCCCGGACUUUGGGAGUACGGAAGAGAAGAGUCUAUGAUAUCACCAAUGUAUUGGAUGGAAUUGAGCUCGUUCAGAAGCGAACAAAAAAUCAAAUACAAUGGGUUGGUUCAAGUCUCAGCAGUGGUCUAAAAUGUGAAAUGAAGCAGCAUGAGCUGAAAAAUGAGCUGAUGGACUUAACUGCAAUGGAAGAAGCUCUAGAUGAACUCAUCAAAGACUGCGCUCAUCAGUUAUUUCAAUUAACAGAUCAAAAUGAAAAUGCUAAAGCUGCUUAUGUAACAUAUCAGGAUAUCCACAGAGUUCAGGCCUUCGAAGAGCAGGUUGUAAUUGCAAUCAGGUCUCCUGAGGAAACGAAAUUGGAGGUCCCCCAUCCUAAAGAGGACAACAUUCAGAUUCACAUAAAGAGUUCCAAGGGUCCCAUUGACGUGUUCCUGUGUGAGGUAGACCAGAGAGACGAGUCCCAGCAGAAUAACUCUGAUGCCGAGGCCUCAGGGACCUUUUUAACACUAGAGAGCAGCACACACACACUGCCCGCUGACAAAGAUCUGCCAAUAAAAUCAUUAACUAUAAAACGAGUGUGCUUGGAAAAUUCGGAGUAAAUUGUUUUUCACCUUGCAAAUGUUUACACAUGGGUCCAAGAAGAACCACAAGAAGACUGUAGAAAGACUCCUGGACCCUGCGAAUGUUGGCACUAAAAUGAACAUUUAAUCAUCUGAGAUGAUGACAAAAAUCAAUGAAAUUUUGUGGGUUUUUUUAAAUAGUUUUUUUUAUGAUGGGACGCUCAAUCUUAAGAAUAUAAAACCACAAGGACCUUACCAAAAGGCUGUUUUAUUUGUAAUAUUGCUAUAAUGUCAAAAUAAGCAUCCCAACACUUGUGAACCUAAAUGUAUUUUUCAUAACAUUGUAUAUAUUCUAUUAGGAAGAGUUAUUGGUAUUAUUAGUAAUAAUAAUAAUAAUAAUAAUAAAGAAGUCUCCUGAAAGCAAUACAUCCCGUUCUAUCAUUCUGAAUCUUGGGUGUCAGGCAGACACGGCAAAUUCACUAUUAGGUCUCCAUUAACUUUUUGACCUCAAUACUGAUGAUCUGUUGGGUUACAAUUAAAAAAAAAUGUUGCAGCCCUCAGUUUGUUUCUGUCUUGUCGAGUACCUUGGUUCAGAUUAAAACUGACUUCAACUGAUUAAAAUGAUGCUUUUUGUUGUACGUCUGAAUUAAUUUGCAUCCAAUGAACGUGUAAAUAUGAAACUCAAAACUUUGUUAAAUACAUAUUGCUGUGUAUUUAAGUAUGGAGGAUCCAUACCUUGUUUAUUAUAACAAUAUAAUUACAAAUACCAA
Messenger RNA from Polyodon spathula (Mississippi paddlefish), 2397 nucleotides. It is a transcript of the gene e2f6, whose product is annotated as E2F transcription factor 6. Lineage: Eukaryota; Metazoa; Chordata; Actinopteri; Acipenseriformes; Polyodontidae. Gene Ontology annotation, molecular function: DNA-binding transcription factor activity, RNA polymerase II-specific; protein dimerization activity; RNA polymerase II cis-regulatory region sequence-specific DNA binding. The transcript is spliced from 9 exons. Gene Ontology annotation, biological process: regulation of transcription by RNA polymerase II. Bases 89 to 1666 code for a protein of 525 amino acids. Gene Ontology annotation, cellular component: RNA polymerase II transcription regulator complex. The record is from RefSeq and is a predicted model, not a curated record.